Messenger RNA from Dovyalis caffra, 372 nucleotides. Lineage: Eukaryota; Viridiplantae; Streptophyta; Magnoliopsida; Malpighiales; Salicaceae. The record is from the annotation of a GenBank genome assembly.
AUGAUUGCCGUAAUGCCGUCCGGUCCAGGUGGUUCUCUACUCCUCUUUGUCGUUCUUGUCGUCCGGUGGUCCACCACGGGCCACGGCACACCCGUAACCACGACGCCCACCACUAUCGCCCGGCAGCCCCACUGUGAUGCCAUUUCGCCACUCGCCAACCACCAUAGCCCUCCGUCGGCCGGGCACUCCGUGCGCCGGCCGCAGCGCCGCCUUCACCUGGAGCGCUUGCUAGCCAGUGGCCCGCUAGCGCCGCUUGCGCUUGGAAGGCCUGCGGGCGUUGCAUGCGCUUGGAAUGCCGGCGGGCCGGCGGGCGCUCGCGUGCUUGCCUGUGCUCGGAGGGCUCGUAGGCUUGCGGGCGUUGCGUGCGCCUAG